CAGCAACGGUCAAUCAUUGAGACUCCCUGUUGUCUUACUUCGUGGAGAAAUAUGGAUUUGUUUGGUUUGUUUCGGAGCAAGCCAAUUGCCCCGGAAAAAGUACCGACAGACACCGUUAUCCCUCUCCACCAUCUAGAUGAUACAUACAUCAAUGCGGCGAUUUGUCUUGAUUUUUCCAUGAUAUUUGAUGAUGUGCUCGACGACGAAAAAUUGAUUGGCGCAUUCGAGCGACUGCUGGAACGACCUGGAUGGCGAAGGUUGGGUGCGAGAUUGAGGCGAAACAGCAAAGGAAAGCUAGAGUAUCAUGUCCCGGAAAAAUACACUACGGAACGCCCGUGUGUAAAUUUCACAAAAGCUACACAUGAUAUGUCUAUCUCGCAACAUCCUAUGGGGGCCAAGAUACCUCGCCCCACUGCGAAACCAGAGGUUCUGCACAGAGCAGCGGAGAUCCUCCCACUACUGCUCCCUGCACAUCGUAAUACCAGUAUCAAUGAUUGGAUAUAUACCGACCGCGCACAGCUCAGUGUUCACGUCGUUGCAUUCAAUGAUGCCACGGUUGUCACACUUUCAUGGCUCCAUACGCUACUCGAUGCCAUGGGUCGAAACAUGCUUUUACGAGCAUGGACGGCUAUGCUUGAAGGGCGUGACGAAGAUGUUCCUGAGUUCUAUGGCUACGACUUCGACCCUCUGGCAAAUCUCGGAAAACAGGAAAUGCGCGAGCAUGAGAAUUCAUCACCUGUGGAAGAGUACGUACUUAAAGACAGGAGACUUAGCUUAUGGGGAAUGCUUCGUUUCGUAUUCAAUCUCUUCUGGGAAACAACUUUCUAUCCUGUCGAGGAUGGGCGAACAGUUAUCAUUCCCAAUACUUUCUUUCGGAAGCUUAGAGCCCAGGCAGUCGAGGAUUUGGCGACCGCGCCGACCGACACUCUCAUGAUGAACUUUUCUGAUCCAGCGAAUCCCAAGCCAUUCCUCUCCGAUGGGGAUAUUCUCUGCGCCUGGUGGCUACGCCUUUUCCUUUCAUGCCAGCCUUGGAUCGACCCCUCGAGAACAAUAGACAUAUCCAAUGUCUUUGGUAUGCGGAACCUCCUCACUCAGACGGAACCACAGCUACUUCCCGAUGGUGUAGCAUUCAUUGGGAAUUGCGUAACUGCAGUUCACUCAUUUUUCACUUUCCAAGAAAUCCUUACGCUACCACUCGGCCAUAUUGCGACGCGCAUCCGAAGGGACCUUGUGAAACAGACCACGCGUCCGCAAAUCAACGCCUCAAUGCAAGCCAAUCGGGAAGCUCUCGCGAAAGGCGGUGCAGCGCUGUAUGGAUCUGGAGACAUGAUCAUGGCCAAUUUCUCAAAUUGGUCGAAGGGAAAAAUGUUUGAAACGAACUUCGAAUCGGCAGUCAAGAGUUCUCAUGGGAAGGACAAAACAAAAGGAAGGCCCACAGCUCUCAUGGUAGAAGCGUUUCUGAAAGGGUUUAGUAUUCGGAAUUCUGGCGCAUGUGUAGGGAAGGAUGCGGAUGGGAACUAUUGGGUUUCGGCGGCUCUACGGCCAGAGGCAUGGGAUAAUGUGAGGAAAGCACUUGAGGGAUUAAGUUAGACGAAAAGCGUUGUCUGACUUCCAUGGAAGUCGAGUAUAAUCGCUUAAACAGAGCACAAUUGACGGUCUUGCAAUGCAACGACUAGAGUACCAGAAUAUCAUCACAAUUCAACGC
Aaosphaeria arxii CBS 175.79 is the source of this 1705-nucleotide messenger RNA. RefSeq lists its product as uncharacterized. The record is from RefSeq and is a predicted model, not a curated record. Lineage: Eukaryota; Fungi; Ascomycota; Dothideomycetes; Pleosporales. The transcript has 2 exons. Bases 52 to 1590 code for a protein of 512 amino acids.